UUAUGCGUCACGCGAGGAAAUGUCGGCCCAAAGUCCCAUGUCCGACGAGGAGUACAGGGACCGCGGUGUUCCCUUCAGUUGCUGCAAUUUGAGAGCAAUGGUGCCGUGCGAGCACACGGAGAUCCUCAACGAGGACGUACGAACCAUAAACACGAACGGCUGCGCCGAAGUCGUCAGUCCUGUUCUCCUUAGAAUAGUAAUCGUCGCCUAUGUAAUGACCAGCACGUUGGUGAUCAUUCAAGUCUUCUUAGCCUUUUUGAUCACGAAGAUUAUGCGCAAGCUUUUAUGCGGAACGUGUCGUUUAUAUCAUCUUCCUGCGGCCUUCGUCGACGAAUCCACCAGCGUAUCGUUAGAGGGUACAAGCUCGGAAACGAAGAGACGAGACUUGAGCACAUCCCCCUCGAACUGGGAGGCGCGACCCUCGCGGGAAACAAAGAGGCGAGAUAAACGACGCAGGAAAAAAAUGAAACUUGUGUCGUCGUCGAGGCGCGUUCGCUCUAAAAAUAAAAGCAGCGCAAAAGACGACACGAAUUCCACUUCCACCACGGCGAAUUCGUCGCCCGCGACCAAGUACACCGAUCGAUCCGCCAUACUUGAAAUCGCGAAAAUCAGACCGACCACUCACGAGGAACACACCAUAGCCAAGAAACGAGACUCGACGCUUUGACGAGAAAAAUAUCGCUUAAAAUUUAUUGAUACCUAAGAGAAGAACGGGGAUCGAGACAACGACCGAUUUCAUUCGUUCGUGUAACAGCUGGCGAGCACGAUCGGUAAUCCUGAAACGUUCGAAGACAGGU
Molecule: messenger RNA, 797 nt
Organism: Colletes gigas
Lineage: Eukaryota; Metazoa; Arthropoda; Insecta; Hymenoptera; Colletidae
Exons: 3
Coding region: 20-667 (215 amino acids)
Source: RefSeq, a predicted model, not a curated record